Messenger RNA from Nymphaea colorata (pocket water lily), 2445 nucleotides. RefSeq names its product poly(A)-specific ribonuclease PARN. The coding region runs from base 86 to 2248 and encodes 720 amino acids. Gene Ontology annotation, cellular component: cytoplasm. The record is from RefSeq and is a predicted model, not a curated record. Gene Ontology annotation, molecular function: 3'-5'-RNA exonuclease activity; RNA binding. Lineage: Eukaryota; Viridiplantae; Streptophyta; Magnoliopsida; Nymphaeales; Nymphaeaceae. The transcript has 7 exons.
GCCGUGUAGCCCUGUAAGAAUCCUCGUUCUCAAGUUCCCUCCACGCCGUCAAAAAUUUGGCGGAGGGCGGCUCUGGGGAGGAACGAUGCUGAGGAAAUGGCCGACGGGGGUUAGGGUCUCCCUCCCCAAAGCCCUCACCCGAACCCUAAGCACCACUACGACGACCAUCUCCUCCUCCUCCUCUUCCCCGUCGUCUUCUCCCUCACAGCCGGCUUUUGCUAUGAAAAACGUUACCAGGAAGAACUUUGCAUCAGCGCUCGAGACACUGCGGGCCACCCUGAGGGAUGCCGACUUCGUGGCGCUGGACGUCGAGAUGACAGGCGUUGUGAGCGCGCCGUGGCGGGAGUCUUUCGAGUUCGACCGCCCCGACGUUCGGUACCUCAAGGUCAAAGACUCCGCGGAGAAGUUCGCGGUGGUUCAGUUCGGAGUUUGUCCUUUUCGAUGGGAAGAUUCCAGCCAAACUCUCAUUGCUUACCCGCACAAUUUUUAUAUAUUUCCGCGGAAAGAGCUUUCUUUUGAUUUGCCUUCGCACGAGUUCCUUUGCCAGACGACUUCGAUAGGUUUCUUGGCAAAGCACCAAUUUAAUUUCAAUACUUGCAUACAUGAAGGAAUAUCAUACAUAUCAAGAGAGCAAGAGAUUGAAGUUGUGCAGUAUUUUAGAUCCAAUGAUGAUCGUCAGUCUGUAGAUUAUUACAAAGAAGACAAGAAUAUGUGGCUAACAAGAACUGCAGAUCUUCUUUUCACCGAGAGAAUGAAGCUUAGAUUUAGGGAAUGGCGGGAUGAUUUGCUAGGUUCACAGGUGCAGUUGCACCAGUUUGAAGAAAAAUCUGGUGACUGCUCGACACAAGUGCAAACUAUUUUUUAUAAGAUGCGUCCAUCACUCUUAUUGACUGGCUUUACUUCUCAUCAACUGAGGUUGAUUCAACAGGUUAUAAGAAGCAACUUUAAAGACCUUCUAUAUGUGCGGUGGAGUGGUAAAAGCUCUGAUAGGAAAACCAUAGUUAUGUAUACACAUUCUGAGGACGACAAGGCGUUGCUUAUGGAAGAAAUCAGCAAGGAUUUGAUCAGAGAAAGAGAAUCAGAGCUUGAGGCUGCAGUUGGCUUUCGUCAUGUUAUUGACCUGCUCAGUGCAGAGAAAAAGUUGAUUGUUGGCCACAAUUGUUUAUUAGACUUUGCACAUGUGUACCACAAGUUCAUCGGUGCGCUUCCUCCAACAGUAGAAGAAUUUGCCUCAGGCAUCCAUAAGUCCUUCCCCUGCAUCAUGGAUACCAAGCACCUUCUCAGGGCCGAACUUACACUUCAGAGACUAUUGAGGAAAAGUAGCACAUCGUUAUCUUCAGCAUUUGCGCGCCUCUGUCCACAAAUAGCUUUUGGUUCAAAUGACUCACACUUGUCUUCAGAUAUUGGCAUUAAAGUUGAAGUUCAAACGGAUGAAACAAGAUCAGCUGGCUCGAACUCUGGAGCUAAGCAUGAAGCUGGUUAUGAUGCAUUUAUGACGGGUUGCAUUUUCGCUCAGGCCUGUAAGCAUUUGGGCAUCAAAUUUAAAGCCCAGAUGGUGAUGGAUUUGUUCGAACAUCAGACUCUUCAAAAGCAUGCCAACCUACUGUAUCUGGGCUUGGACCGUCGAAUCAUGGUACAUCUAGGUGAUGGGAAAGUUAUGAAGUUCUCUCAUCCUGCUGUUAAUCAGAGAUAUCCUACAAUUAUCUUUCCAAACAUCAUCCUCCUCUGGGGAUUUCAGAAAGGUAUGAAGCCCAGGGAGCUGAAGGAUUCCAUGAUAAAGAUUUUUGGUUCUACUGCCAUAACUUCGGUCUUCUUUGUGGACAAAUCAGCUGCGCUGAUCCAGUUUAGCAAUGGACAACUUGUCUCUGACUUCCUCGUCUUAAAAGAUUCUCUAGAGAAGAGUGGUGAUCUCCUGUCGGUUCUGCAUCCAUUGGCAAAAUUGUUGGAAGGUGGUAAGACACGAGCAGCAAGAUAUGAUGUAUACAGAGAGAUAUGUAGCUCUUCGUCAGCCAGACUGCUGUUUGCAGAGCAGGCAGAGACAUUGGGAUUCACAUGGAAGACGAAGUUAGAGAUGGAGGAUGCAGUAGGAACAGAAAAGCAGACAAACGGCAUUGAGAAAACUGGAGAAGAACUUGAGCUGGUUUCAAUUCAAGAUAAUGUAAAAAAGGAUGCUGGCUUGUCCGGUGAGAAAGUUCUGGAUGCAUUGCUUGCUUCAAGUUCUUCACUCAGGAAGAAACUGAACUUCUGAUAUGCCGUUGGUUUUUCUUUCUGGGCAGUUAUAUCCAUGAUUAUUUUUCUUUCCCUAUGUAGGUUUAAUUUUUCAAUGCCCAGCCAAUGUUGUAAUUCAAUAUGAUCGAGAAAGAAAUCAAAGGCUUAUGUUAAUAUUGCUAUGUGCGGAUCCGAUAAUUAAUUGAUUAAUCAUGAAGACCUUUACUCGGAUAAGUA